GUCGGAGAUUCUCUGGGGACACCUUUAUAUCUGCCUAGGCAUUUGGCUGUCUCGUUCCCCCCUCUAAAGAAGUACAUCCAACGGCGGUUAGAAUAAGAGAGGAAGUCCCUGUACCCUAUGGAGGAAGAGAGGCCUUGAUGGAGAGAACCCAGAGGCCAAAGGCCAGCACCACCUGCUUGGUAUUGAGUUGGAGAGGAAAAAUCCUUUUUGCUGACCCCACCUCUUGCUUUUUGGGACCAGAAGUAUCCAAAACUGGACGUGUAAGAAGAUCCACUGGAAGGCAAGAAAAACAUUGGAACUUCUAGCUACUUCUUGGAAGAGCAGUGGAGAGAAAAAUAUUGUUUCUUUUUCUUGGGAAAUUGGCAGAGGCAUGCUGAAGAAAUCAGCUACAGCUGGUCUCCACACCUGGAUAAAUUUUUAAUAAGAACUUAAUGCACCCGCCCUCCAGAAAGGGUGGUCCGUGGUGCCUAUGGUGUUGUCUCUCCCAGGGAGGGCUCUUCUGGGCAGCUUUCUCUGUGACCUGGAGAGCAAAGCGUCUAUUUCCAUCACAUUUCAGCUGCCAAACUCCCCUUUAAACGCGGAGUCUUGCUCUGUUGCCCAGGCUGGAGUGCGGUGGUGCGAUCUUGGCUGACUGCAACCCCUGCCUCAGCCUCUUGAGUAGCUGGGACUACAGGAUGGAUGAAAAUUAUAACCUCUUGCCUCACGGAGUCAAUUUCCAAGAUGCCAUCUUCCCAGACACUCAAGAGAACAGAAGGAUGUUUUCUAGCCUUUUCCAGUUUUCAAACUGUUCGCAAGGGCAGCAGCUGGCGACUUUCUCCAGUGACUGGGAAAUCCAGGAAGACAAUAGGCUCAUGUGCUCCUCGGUGCAGAAGGCCCUGUUUGAGGAGGAGGACCACGUCAAGAAACUGCAGCAGAAAGUGGCCACCCUGGAGAAGCGCAACCGGCAGCUCCGGGAGCGAGUGAAGAAGGUCAAGAGGUCCUUGCGGCAGGCGCGUAAGAAGGGCCGCCACCUGGAGCUGGCGAACCAGAAACUCAGUGAGAAGCUGGCGGCGGGCGCGCUGCCGCACAUCAAUGCCCGGGGGCCCGUGCGCGCCCCCUACCUGCGGGGGUAACGGGCCUGGGGGCCGCCAGGUGUGCAGGGCCAAUCCUGGCGGUAAUUGAGAAUGAAUGAGGUUUUGUACAUGCAGCUAUUUCAAGGGUUGUAGGAGUUUUGUUUUUAAUCACGCAUUUGGUAGAGUCUAAAUGGAUAAAAUGCAAGGCUUGCUUUCCCCUUGGGUGCUGGCCUCAACGUCAGACCCCACGCGCUGCCCCUUCCUGGCCUGACCCCAGACGCAGUGCCUGGCAGUCCAGAGGCAGCGCGAUCCCUGAGUGCUGAGUACUCGCCUGCAGAGCGGCCCAGAAAGAGCCCUGACUGGGAGAGAACAUUUUAGAAUCUCUAGUGUAAAAGACAUCAACGUGCUUAGCCUUUAUUUCAGAAGAAAAUCAGGGUGGUUCCCAGCUCACCAGUCCAGGACAACCAUUAGUCCUGAUAGUGAGCUGACACUAGUGCUGGAACCUGCUGGCACCUCACUGUCCACAUCUUUGGAAGGGGAUGGUGGCCUUGCAUCCAAGAUGCCUGAAAAUCAACACGUGCAGGGCCUCCCUAUCCAGCCAGCAUUUUCCUUCCAGCUGAGGCAAGUGAAGACUUCAUAAGCUCAUCACAGGGGAGGGAAUUAGGAGCAGGGCAGCAGGUAAUUAAACAAGAUAAAUUAUACCUGAUUUCCAACACCAGCUACAAAGAGUUGAAGAUGAUACCUAUGGGUUGCGUUAACACAGGGGGCAACUGCCUUGAUCGGCCUGCCGUGGGUCAUCAAACUGCUUCCUAAAUUGAGAGAACCUGAGCAAUCUCUCGGCCACUGCUAUAGUCUAACUUCUUGUUUGCUCAGUAAUUUCAGUUUCUAAUGUCUCUGAAUUCAAAGUGAGGUGCUCCAACACGCUGUGAACUUCUGCAAAGACACCUCCUUACCUAUUGGGAUCAGGUGACCUGAUCUCACUCCCCGCCAGGCUCCCAAAGGGCUCAUUCCAGCCAUUCCAGUCUCUUCUUUAUGCAAACACUUUCCGCUCAACAAGCCUUGUUUGUUCCGAUAGGAAUAUGUGUACAUCAGUGCACUUGUCCUUACAUCAGUUCCUUACACCACCAAAGCACUUCACCUUUCUGGAAAUAAAACUUUUAAGACACUACUAUAAGUAAAAAUGAGAGUAUUCACUAUACUUAUUGCUCAGGCACAUUUGAGCAGGUCCCAGCUGUGUGAUUAAGUCAACUGAGUGGCCUUUUCUGGGUUAUCUUCUGAUCAUGGCCUUUCAACCCAACAAGGGCCCUUCCCUGCUGUUCCACCAGUAAAGGCUCCUGGCCCCUCAUCAUGAUCUGCCCCCCAGAGACCACCCAGACACUGCAGGGCCUGAUGAUGCUGUCCUCUGCACCGGAAAUGGCAGGCAUUGCCAGAUUUCCACUCUUCUGCCUUUAGGAAAGCUGGGUGCUUCUUGCUCUGACAGCCAGUCUGGGGAGAUGACUCUUAUGUCGCUUGAGUCUUGGUGGCAGGCUGCUGUCCAAGGGGAAGAAGUCUCUGCUCUGGACUGGACAGAAGAGAGACUUUUACCCUGGGGCACUCACACGGCCAAGCUUCUGCCACCACUUCAUUAGCAGUAUUCUCCAUAGCAUGGUGAGAUAGCAGGUGCGUCUUCUAGUUUAUUCCUCCUGGGGACAUUUCCUCAAAGCAGUUUUGCUCCCCCGCAAGGGAAUGGUCAGCCUAAGGGUGAUGUACAGCCCAUGCUUGGAGGACCAUGGAAGCUGCACCCCUACAGGUGCAUUCUGUUCUGCUUUUCCAAUAAAUACGAGCGGCGAUUUCAACCACAA
This is a messenger RNA of Pongo pygmaeus (Bornean orangutan), 2893 nucleotides long. It is a transcript of the gene CCDC3, whose product is annotated as coiled-coil domain containing 3. NCBI's taxonomy places the organism in Eukaryota, Metazoa, Chordata, Mammalia, Primates, Hominidae. The coding region runs from base 675 to 1112 and encodes 145 amino acids. The record is from RefSeq and is a predicted model, not a curated record. Gene Ontology annotation, biological process: negative regulation of gene expression. Gene Ontology annotation, cellular component: extracellular region. The transcript has 7 exons.